AGGGCGAGCGGGCGGGCGAGCGAGCGAGAGAGCCGGAUACGGAGGUCCACAGACAGCGGCGGUGUGCAGAGUGCAGCGCGCGGACCGGCCAUUGACGCCUGCCGUUGGACUGGACGCACGUGCACAGGCACACACGCGCCCGAGGAGUGUACGAGACAUGCCCGGGCUGCUGCCCAUGGACACACACACACUGGCAGGGCACCAGAGAGGAAAUACAGCGGAUCCCCGAGCCUGAGGAGCUAUGGAGAGCAGCAUGUUCUUCGGUAACACAUGUCAAAAUGGCCUCAUGCCUGCCCUGAUGCGUCCCACCCUGCCUGCCGUCCAGACCUCACUGGGCAUGAAGCAGCUUCUGCCGUUUCCACUGGAAACAGCCUCAGCGGUCAGCCUCUUCCCACGAUUCAACACGAUGGACCCGGUGCGGAAAGCCGUCCUCCGUCACACCGCUCGCGCCCCCCCCACCGUCAAGAGGAAGCACGUCUCCUGCAGCGUUUGCCAGCUGAGGUUCAACUCACAGAGCCAGGCUUUGGCCCACUACAAGGGGACCAAACAUGCCAAGAAGCUAAAAGCCCUGGAUGCUCCGAAGAGUAAGCUCAAAGGCUCAGUGGUCACCAAGGAAACCACCAAUCAGGAGAUCGCCAAGGGUAUCAAACCCUCGCAGGUCCCCAACAGAACCAACAGGAAAGAUGGCGUCCCAGGUGCAGCACCCCUACCACUAUCCCCUGUGCUGAGACCAGCACAACCCUUGGCAACUCCUACUCCUGUGCCAACGGCGGCACCUGUGGUCUCGCCGAACAGCACGGCAGCCAAAGCCCCAGAGACUACCUCAGCUGCCGGAGGGGACGAGAGGCAAUCAAAGCUCCACUCACCCUCAGAACCAGACCUGGAGCCUGAGGCCGAACCCAAGGCGGAGACUGACGUGGAAACAGAGGAGGAGAAAGCUCGACGUCUUCUGUACUGCUCGCUCUGCAAAGUGGCGGUCAACUCAGCAUCACAGCUGGAGGCUCACAACAGCGGUACGAAGCACAAGACGAUGCUCGGGGCCAGGAGCGGCGUGGGCUCCAUCAAGUCCUUCCCCCGGACCGGAGUCAAAAGCAAACUGGCCACGUCCUCCAAAUCAACAACGGGCCUGCAGAACAAAACGUUUCACUGUGAGACGUGUGAUGUGCAUGUCAACUCAGAGACUCAGCUAAAACAGCACAUCAGCAGCCGGCGUCAUAAAGACCGAGCAGCAGGUAAACCAGCCAAACCUAAAUACAGCCCCUACAACAAGCCGCAGAAAGGCCAGACCAGGCAGCCGAUAAAGUUGACUCUGGGUAAGGAGCGCCAGUGUCAGCCGCUGGCUACCCAGAUCAUACCUGCUCACCUGGCAGCAGUGGCAGCAGCCGCCGCCGCCCUCAGCAGCUCUUUCACGCACCGCACGAACCACGCCAAUAACCACGCCCCGACCCCUGCCCUCUUCCAGACACAGACCCUCCCCGCUGCACUGCUCCGCCCGGCCCCUGGGCCUGUCAGGACCUCCCACCCACAAAUCCUAUUUGCCCCUUAUUGACCCGUUUGACCCGGGCGGAGCCGCUCCAGCUCCCGUCAAGGACCAAACCAUGUGCUUCACCCAGACCAGGCCAAGGAGUCGUGUCAGCAUCUGUACUCCUUCUAUGCAUCUGGGAUACUGAACAUCUUCACAAGAUCAAACCUCUCACCUGUCCUCGUACGGAUUAUCCUGCAUUUGAAGCUAAACUGGACGGCAGCGAAGCAUUGGGCGCUUUUUCUCAUGAUGGAUCUAUUUCUCUAAUCCCACUGAAAACCUGGACUGUACUGUACGUGCUUUCUGUGCCAUCCUUGCAGCCCACGGCUCACACCCAGACCCCAAACUCGGACCUACAUUGUACCGCAAUAAUGUAUAAGACUAACCCUGUGAACUAUGCAGUGUCAUUAUUUCAUGAUGUAAGGCACACUUUGAGCUAAAACUACGGUAGGGAUAUGCUUUUUGUAAAGAUACAGCGCGGCACCAAGAUCAUUGCUUUAGUGGAGGAUUACUGCCGCUCAUAAUUUAAAAGGCUGUUACUGAUCAUAAGAGCGAGCCAGGCCCUCCGCUGUUCCUGUAUGCACUUUAAGCCCCUCUUCGGUUGAUGUCUACAUUAGAUGGCUAGACUGCGUUAGACGGUUAGAGUACAGUCUGUGUCGUAAUGUGUGUUUUUGUAUUCGUCCUUGCAUUUCCUGUGUGUGUGUGUGUGUGUGUGUGCGCGUGCGUGCGAGUACUUACUUCUGCGUGUGUAUGUGUGUGUGUGUGUGUGUGUGUGUGUGUGUGUGUGUGUGUGUGUGUGCGUGAGCGCUUCCCAUCCACCCUAAGCCGGUCGAUUAUCCAGCACACGUUGUCACUGAUCAUGUCUCAGGCCAGAGGGACCACAAAGGCUUGUGUAUAGUAACUGUCAUCGUGUAAAAGGUGAACAAUUUCAAAUAAAAAGAGUCCUAAUUUGUUAA
This is a messenger RNA of Xiphias gladius (swordfish), 2478 nucleotides long. It is a transcript of the gene znf385d, whose product is annotated as zinc finger protein 385D. The record is from RefSeq and is a predicted model, not a curated record. NCBI's taxonomy places the organism in Eukaryota, Metazoa, Chordata, Actinopteri, Istiophoriformes, Xiphiidae. Gene Ontology annotation, cellular component: nucleus. The coding region runs from base 242 to 1549 and encodes 435 amino acids. Gene Ontology annotation, molecular function: nucleic acid binding; zinc ion binding. The transcript is spliced from 8 exons.